GAGCAGUUCAUCGACUUUAAACUGAAGAAAACUGAACCAUACAACCACAAUACAUCCAAGUAUGUUUAUUGUACGAGCAUCCUGCCCAAAGAUGAAGCUUCUUUGAUCCCCGUCGCGUCGUGUCUGGUUGUGAAGAGCUCUGACCCAGAGACCUUGAAGGAUGCCAAAGGCAAACCCAUCAUCCGUCCCUACACUCCCAUCUCCGGACCCGAUGUUAAGGGUGAACUCACUCUCCUCGUUAAACGCUACGAGAACGGGAACGCCUCAAAACAUAUUUUCAACCUCAAAAAAGGUGAUACCCUGGCGAUGAAGGGCCCCAUCGCCAAGUUCCCUUACAAAGCUAAUGAAUUCGAGGAAGUUGCAUUGAUCGGCGGAGGCAGCGGAAUCACCCCUCUUUACCAAAUCCUAAAUCACGCUCUCCCGGACAAGAAUAACAAGACUAAAUUCACGCUCCUGUUCUCCAACGUGACUGAACAAGAUAUCCUCCUCCGUGAAGAGUUCGACGCGCUGAAGCAGAAGUACCCCAAGAAGUUUGACGUUGUAUACAUUCUUGACAAGCCUAGCGAGACCUGGACUGGGCCUACUGGGUACAUUUCCUCGGAGAUUGUCAAGCAACACGUCCCACCCGCAACGCUCGGUGACAAAGUCAAGGUCUUUGUCUGUGGCCCCCCACCACAAGUGGCCUCGCUCGCCGGAAAGAAAGCCGGUAUGAAGCAAGGUGAACUUGGCGGUAUCCUCAAGGAACUGGGAUAUACCGAAGAUCAGGUCUGUUAUUUCUUUCUCCCACCACUCUUAAGUUCCAACGCAACAUCUUGCUGA
This is a messenger RNA of Laccaria bicolor S238N-H82, 819 nucleotides long. RefSeq names its product NADH-cytochrome b5 reductase (gene MCR1.2). Gene Ontology annotation, biological process: ergosterol biosynthetic process. The annotation marks the transcript as partial. NCBI's taxonomy places the organism in Eukaryota, Fungi, Basidiomycota, Agaricomycetes, Agaricales, Hydnangiaceae. The record is from RefSeq and is a predicted model, not a curated record. The transcript has 7 exons. Gene Ontology annotation, molecular function: cytochrome-b5 reductase activity, acting on NAD(P)H.